AUGACCGCAGUGUACGCGCAUGGAGGCGGCCUGGUGACCCCCCACUAUGCCAGGUGGGAUCGGCGGGAGAGCGCGGAAAGCGGCUGCCGGACGGAGUGCAGCAAGGACGAGGAGGACGGGCAGCCCCGCCAGCUGACACCCUUUGAGAAGCUGAUGCAGGACAUGUCCCAAGAUGAGAAGGUGUUGAGGGAGAUCACGCUGGGGAAACGGAUUGGCUUCUACCGAAUCCGAGGGGAGAUUGGAAGUGGGAACUUUUCCCAAGUCAAGCUCGGGAUUCACUCCCUAACCAAAGAAAAGGUGGCCAUUAAGAUCCUGGACAAGACCAAGCUAGACCAGAAAACCCAAAGGCUACUAUCCCGUGAAAUUUCCAGCAUGGAAAAACUGCACCAUCCCAACAUCAUCCGUCUGUACGAAGUGGUGGAGACCCUGUCCAAGCUCCACUUGGUCAUGGAAUAUGCAGGGGGUGGGGAACUCUUUGGAAAAAUUAGCACCGAAGGGAAGCUCUCAGAGCCGGAAAGCAAGCUCAUCUUCUCCCAGAUUGUGUCUGCCGUGAAGCACAUGCACGAGAACCAAAUUAUUCAUAGAGACCUGAAGGCAGAAAACGUAUUUUAUGCCAAUAAUACCUGCGUGAAGGUGGGUGACUUUGGAUUCAGCACCGUAAGUAAAAAAGGCGAAAUGCUCAACACCUUCUGCGGGUCGCCCCCCUACGCCGCGCCCGAGCUUUUCCGGGACGAGCAUUACGUGGGCGUUUAUGUGGACAUCUGGGCGCUGGGGGUGCUGCUGUACUUCAUGGUGACCGGCACCAUGCCCUUCCGGGCAGAGACCGUGGCCAAGCUGAAGAAGAGCAUCCUGGAGGGCGCGUACAGUGUGCCCCCGCACGUGUCCGCGCCCUGCCUCCGCCUCAUCCGCGGGGUCCUCCAGCCCGUGCCCGCCGACAGGCACGGCCUCGACUCCAUCAUGAGCAACGAGUGGAUGCAGGGGGUGCCGUACCCCACCCCUCUGGAACCUUUCCAGCUGGACCCCAAACAUCUGUCUGAAACCGGCACCCUCAAAGAAGAAGAAAAUGAGGUCAAAAGCGCUCUAGAACAUUUGGGUAUUACGGAAGAGCACAUCCGCAACAACCAAGGGAGAGACGCCCGGAGCUCCAUCACGGGCGUCUACCGGAUCGUCCUGCACAGAGUCCAAAGGAAGAAGGCUUUGGAAAGCGUCCCGAUAAUGCUGCUGCCGGACCCUAAAGAAAGGGACCUAAAGAAAGGGUCCCGUGUCUAUAGAGGCAUAAGACACACAUCUAAGUUUUGUUCAAUUUUAUAAAUUGCGUUAAACUGCUGGUCAUUAUCCAAGAGCAUUGUUGCUGCUUUUAAAUUUUUUCAUGGACAACUUGGGUGGAGACAUUUUUGUAAUUUUUAAAUAAAUUUAAAUUUAAAAUAUGCAUUUCCCCCCCUUCCAACAAA
Enhydra lutris kenyoni (northern sea otter) is the source of this 1451-nucleotide messenger RNA. Its product is annotated as NIM1 serine/threonine protein kinase. The record is from RefSeq and is a predicted model, not a curated record. Gene Ontology annotation, molecular function: tau-protein kinase activity; ATP binding; protein serine/threonine kinase activity. Gene Ontology annotation, cellular component: cytoplasm. NCBI's taxonomy places the organism in Eukaryota, Metazoa, Chordata, Mammalia, Carnivora, Mustelidae. The transcript has 3 exons. Bases 1 to 1311 code for a protein of 436 amino acids. Gene Ontology annotation, biological process: microtubule cytoskeleton organization; protein phosphorylation; intracellular signal transduction.